GAAACUGAAAAACAAAUAGAAAUUAAGUUUUUGCUAACAUUCACACUCAAGAGUUUUACACACAAAGCCUGAAACAAUCUAAAAUGAAAACGCCACCUAGAUGUUUAUCAGCUACCGCCACAUCACAAAAGAGUCUAGUUUUUGUACCGGUUGAGACGCACAAACUAGCAACAAGUACUCCACUUUGACAAACUAACAGGUAACAUCUUCGGGAAGACAGCACAGCAAGCAUCAUCACUUGAAAGGGUGCCACUGCGGAGCUUAAGAAGAUGAUCCUCCGUCAUCCUUGAUCUUCAAAGUCCCAGCGGCAGUGAUUUUCCUCUGUGUGUUGUCAGUGUUGUCACCUGGAGAAGAUCUGCUCCAUCCAAUAUAAUCUGCUUGUCACUUUCUUUCUGUAGCCCUGCCCAGUAUUUGAGAAAAACACAAGCGUAGCAAAUUAUUUCAGAAGGAAAUUUUAUCAGUAUGUUCUCUAAACAAGCUGGAUGGCGACGAGUAUCUCUUUUUUCCCUUUCAAUUAUCUUUAGGGGAGUCUUUAACAUUUUUAAGCUUCACCAAGAAGCAGCUUAAAUUAUCAUUUGGGGAUGCUGAAUCUAAUAAUCUUACUGUAUGUUCUGGGACGCAACGUACGUUGAUCGACGGCGGCAGAGAGACCUGAUCCAGGCCGGCGUCGAAGGGACCCUGAACGUGAUGAGGUCAUGUGCAAAAUCGGGGACGGUGAAGCGCGUGAUCCUAACGUCCUCGGAUGCUGCUGCCGUGUUCCGGAAGCCACUGGAAGACGAUGGGCACAACGUGGUGGACGAGAGCUCCUGGUCCGAUGUGCAGUACCUGCGAGCCGAGAAGCCAGCGACAUGGGACUACGCGGUGUCGAAGGUGCUUCUGGAAGAGGCGGCGAGCAAGUUCGCGGAGGAGAGCGGCAUCAGCCUAGUGACCGUGCUGCCCGCGUUCACCCUGGGCGCAGCGCCGGUCUCGCAGGCCAAAACCAGCGUCCCCGCUAUCCUCUCCUUGUUGUCUGGUGACGAGGCACAGCUGGAUAUCCUGAAAGGCCUGCAGUCGGUCACGGACUCUGUGGCGAUAAUCCACGUGGACGACCUCUGCCGCGCCGAGGUGUUCCUCGCCGAGAACGAGCCAUCAUCGGGGAGGUACAUCUGCUGCAGCCACAACACCACCAUCCCCCAGCUCGCCCGUCUCCUGGUGGAGAAGUACCCACAAUACAUCGUGAAACCUGAACGGUAUAUCAGACUAUGAUGAUGAGUUGCCUUC
Molecule: messenger RNA, 1260 nt
Organism: Triticum dicoccoides
Lineage: Eukaryota; Viridiplantae; Streptophyta; Magnoliopsida; Poales; Poaceae
Product: anthocyanidin reductase ((2S)-flavan-3-ol-forming)-like
Exons: 3
Coding region: 607-1245 (212 amino acids)
Molecular function (GO): oxidoreductase activity, acting on the CH-OH group of donors, NAD or NADP as acceptor
Source: RefSeq, a predicted model, not a curated record